AUGUUGAAAGCCAAUGGUAAGAAAAUAGAUUUUAAUAAUUUAAAUCUCGAUCGCUCAUAUACCCUUGAAGAAUUUGAAUUCAUCAAUGACCAACUCAAGACACGCAUUCUAGAAAUUGAUGGACAUCCAGUUAACCUUUUUGAUCUCGACAAAAACGGCAAGCUUAUCCCUAUGCCACAAUCACCUUACUCUAGAGAAAAAGUUGUUGCUGAAAUCGUUAGACAACUUAGUAAUUGGAAUAUCUGGACACGGCAAAAUGGGGGCGUUACCUCAUCACAGGGAGGAUUUGAUUUUGAUGUUGGAGGUGGUAAAACAAUCAGAGCGCCAGAUAUUGCUUAUACACCCAAAGAAAUAGAUUGUCAAUUGGAUGCACAACAGAAUUGGAGUUUUAAAGGUGAUCCUUUCACCCCUAUAUUUGUUAUCGAAGUCGGAAACAUUUCAACUCAUUCAAAGUUUGAGGAACUUGAUAGAAAAUUCAAGGAUGUAUAUUUCGCGGAGGGGACCUCUGUACAAUUGGGAUGGUUAAUAGAUCCAGAAAAUAAAGAGAUCCACGUAUAUAGAAGGGAUCGAUGUCGUAUUAAUCAUGGAUGGAAAAAUGUUAAUGCUGAGGAUUUUUUACCAAGGUUUACUUUAGAAAUAUGGAAAAUCGAACAUGUAAUUUCACAGAAAGAAUCAGUAUCACCAGAGCCCACAGGAGACGAUAAUACACCACGCAAUUGCCCUUUCUGUUCAGAAACCUUGACUGAUGAAACUUCCACUUCUCAGGAUCAAGACUUACCUUUAGUUAAUCAGGACACUUCAACGGAAUCUGAAAAGAUAAUGACAUCCUCAUCAUUAUAUGAUGCAAAAACUGUGACAAAAUGUCACAAUCAAAACCAUGCCUUGGCAAUUCUGAUACUACCUCCGAAAUACUUGAAUCAGAUAAUCAAAUUGUAG
This is a messenger RNA of Entrophospora sp. SA101, 936 nucleotides long. The record is from the annotation of a GenBank genome assembly. NCBI's taxonomy places the organism in Eukaryota, Fungi, Glomeromycota, Glomeromycetes, Entrophosporales, Entrophosporaceae.